Messenger RNA from Ailuropoda melanoleuca (giant panda), 5013 nucleotides. RefSeq names its product phosphoinositide-3-kinase regulatory subunit 1 (gene PIK3R1). Bases 526 to 2703 code for a protein of 725 amino acids. Lineage: Eukaryota; Metazoa; Chordata; Mammalia; Carnivora; Ursidae. Gene Ontology annotation, cellular component: phosphatidylinositol 3-kinase complex. Gene Ontology annotation, biological process: phosphatidylinositol phosphate biosynthetic process; insulin receptor signaling pathway. The record is from RefSeq and is a predicted model, not a curated record. Gene Ontology annotation, molecular function: 1-phosphatidylinositol-3-kinase regulator activity; protein binding. The transcript has 16 exons.
CCCUCUAAAGUUUGAGAAGAUGCGUUUGGUUCAGAAUCAAGCUUUACACCGGAAAGGUCAGUGGAGGAGACUACCUGCCUUGCAGAAUUGCUGGAUUAUGUCAUUGCUGGCCUCUUCAGUUUUUAUAUGCCCGUUGCAGGUGAAGCUCGCGUGUGGAGUGACACAGUCAAAUCAGACGCCAGAUGGACAGUGUGACAAGAGUGUCAGAAAGGAUUGGGCCUCGCUGCGAGAAUCAGCCUGGAGGCCAAGUGUUGACGAGCUGCUGAAAAGGAAGCCAGUGGGAGGACUGUGGGCCGCAGAGGAAGUGGCACCCUGUCUUCAGUCACACCAUUGAUGGAGGACAGAUGGACAGCCGGACAUUCAGUCACCUCUCCUCUUAAAACUGUGGAGAGUUGUCCUUUGUCGUCUGCUGGGCACAUACUAGGAAUCUUAACAUACUCUCUGAAUUCACUUUCCGUAGAAACGUAAGAUCAGACUGCAGCGUGUCGCCAGACUCCUCUGUUGCAUGGUCACAGACUCGCAACCAUGAGUGCCGAGGGCUACCAGUACCGAGCGCUGUAUGAUUACAAAAAGGAACGAGAAGAAGAUAUUGACUUGCACUUGGGUGAUGUCUUGACUGUGAAUAAAGGGUCCUUAGUAGCUCUUGGAUUCAGUGAUGGACAGGAAGCCAGGCCUGAAGAAAUUGGCUGGUUAAAUGGUUAUAAUGAAACCACCGGGGAAAGAGGGGACUUUCCGGGAACUUACGUUGAAUAUAUUGGAAGGAAAAAAAUCUCUCCUCCCACACCAAAGCCCCGACCCCCUCGACCCCUUCCUGUUGCACCAGGUUCUUCGAAAGCUGAAGCAGACGGUGAACAACAGCAAGCUUUGGCCCUUCCAGAUCUUGCAGAGCAGUUUGCCCCUCCCGACAUUGCUCCGCCUCUUCUUGUGAAGCUAGUGGAAGCCAUUGAAAAGAAAGGUCUGGAAUGUUCAACUCUAUACAGAACACAGAGCUCCAGCAACCCAGCAGAAUUACGACAGCUUCUUGAUUGUGAUGCCGCCUCCGUGGACUUGGAAAUGAUCGAUGUGCAAGUUUUAGGAGACGCUUUCAAACGCUAUCUUUUGGACUUACCGAAUCCUGUCAUUCCAGUGGCCGUUUACAGUGAAAUGAUUUAUUUAGCCCAAGAAGUACAAAGCUCUGAAGAGUAUAUCCAGCUGCUGAAGCAGCUCAUCGGGGCGCCUAGCAUACCUCAUCAGCACUGGCUUACGCUUCAGUAUUUGCUAAAGCAUUUCUUCAAGCUCUCUCAAGCCUCCAGCAAGAAUCUUCUGAAUGCAAGAGUGCUCUCUGAACUUUUCAGUCCUCUGCUUUUCAGAUUCCCAGCGGCCAGCUCUGAGAAUACUGAACACCUCAUAAAAGUUAUAGAAAUUUUAAUCUCAACUGAGUGGAAUGAACGACAGCCUGCACCAGCAUUGCCUCCUAAACCACCAAAACCCGCUACUGUAGCCAACAACGGUGUGAGUAACAGCAUGUCCUUACAAGACGCUGAGUGGUACUGGGGAGAUAUCUCAAGGGAAGAAGUGAAUGAGAAACUUCGAGAUACAGCUGACGGGACCUUUUUGGUACGAGACGCAUCUACUAAAAUGCAUGGUGAUUAUACUCUUACACUAAGGAAAGGAGGAAAUAACAAAUUAAUCAAAAUAUUUCACCGAGAUGGGAAAUAUGGCUUCUCUGACCCACUGACCUUCAACUCUGUGGUUGAACUAAUAAACCACUACCGGAACGAGUCUCUAGCUCAGUAUAACCCCAAACUGGACGUGAAGUUACUUUAUCCAGUAUCCAAAUACCAACAGGAUCAAGUUGUCAAAGAAGAUAAUAUUGAAGCUGUAGGGAAAAAAUUACAUGAAUAUAAUGCUCAAUUUCAAGAAAAAAGUCGGGAAUAUGAUAGAUUAUAUGAAGAUUAUACCCGUACUUCCCAGGAAAUCCAAAUGAAAAGAACAGCUAUUGAAGCAUUUAAUGAAACCAUAAAAAUAUUUGAAGAACAGUGCCAAAGCCAGGAACGGUACAGCAAAGAAUACAUAGAAAAAUUUAAACGUGAAGGCAAUGAGAAAGAAAUACAAAGGAUUAUGCAUAAUUAUGAGAAGUUAAAGUCCCGAAUCAGUGAAAUUGUGGACAGCAGACGACGACUGGAGGAAGACUUGAAGAAGCAGGCGGCUGAGUACCGGGAGAUUGACAAACGCAUGAACAGCAUAAAACCAGACCUCAUCCAGCUGAGAAAGACGAGAGACCAAUACUUGAUGUGGCUGACUCAGAAAGGCGUCCGGCAGAAGAAGCUCAAUGAGUGGCUGGGCAAUGAGAACACGGAAGACCAAUAUUCGCUGGUGGAAGAUGAUGAGGAUUUGCCGCACCACGACGAGAAGACCUGGAACGUGGGCAGCAGCAACCGAAACAAAGCGGAGAACCUGCUCCGAGGGAAACGAGACGGCACCUUCCUGGUCCGGGAGAGCAGUAAACAGGGCUGCUACGCCUGCUCUGUCGUGGUGGACGGCGAAGUCAAGCAUUGUGUCAUCAACAAAACGGCCACCGGCUAUGGCUUCGCCGAGCCCUAUAACUUGUACAGCUCCCUGAAAGAACUGGUGCUACAUUACCAACACACCUCCCUCGUGCAGCACAAUGACUCGCUCAAUGUCACACUAGCCUACCCGGUAUACGCACAGCAGAGGCGAUGAAGCACUUGUCCUCUGAUCCUGACGUUCAACCACCGAGGCCUCUGGAAAGCACAGGGCUCCUCUCCAGCCUGACCUAUCAUUGAGCUGCGGAAACGAAGCCAUCUGCCUUCAGAUGGGACUCGAGCUUCCGACAAAAGAGUAGAGGGGAAGACAUGCAGCCUAGCACCGUGCAGUGACCCUGCGUUUCUAAUCUGGAGCGCUUGUCCUUCCUUUUGUUUUUGGGGUCUUUUGGGUUUUUGUUUUUUUUUUUUUUUUUGGUUUAAUUUAAGCCACAACAACACAUAACACAAAGACAAAAAGAAAUGCAAAAAUCUCUGCGUGCAGGGACAAAGAGGCCUUUAACCAUGGUGCUUGUUCAUGCUUUCUGAAGCUUUACCAGCUCAAAGUGGGGACCUUGGAGACUACAGGGUGGAUGGGCUCCAGAGCCCCGGCCUGCGAAUGCUCGCGCCAGGCUGGCUGGGCCUGGGCCUUGCUGUGCACGGUGGACCCGGAUACGUCGCACUGUGGAUUAUUUCCUUUUCUAACAAAAGAACGAUAUGUAGCAGAAAGGCACUUCGGCUCACAGGAGACAUUUUGGGAGAACGUCGGCUCACGUACGUUCAGUCGUAGUGGAGUGCCAGAAAGUGUUUUGUUUAGACUUCAAAAAACAACCCCACCGACGGGACAAACGGAGCUUGGAAAACAGGACUUUAAAUGACAUUCAUUAUAUAAAAUAUGUACAUAACAAUGGAUGACUAACUAUCAAAUAGAUGUAUUUGUAUCCACACCAAAUAGCUUCUGUUUUGUUCUGCUAAAGACUAAAUUCACAGUGCUAUGCAAUUCUUAAUUGUCAUUGUUAUAUCAGUUUUAAAUGUACCUUCAGAAUAAGCUUCCCCAGCCCCAGUUUCUGUUGCUUGAAAAUACUGUCUGAUUUUUUUUGUUAAUAUUUGUCUGUGAUUCUUUUCCUUUUUUUUUUAAAAAAAAAAAGAAAUGUACAGGAUGCCAGUUUAAAAAAAAAGCUUCAGAAUUAAAACUAUGAAAUAUUUUACAGUUUUUCUUGUACAGAGUACUUGGCUAUUAGCCCAAGGUUAAAAGUUCAUAACAGAUUUUUUGGAGUAAAUGUUUUGUUGGGCAGUGCCUGAUAAGCUUCAAAGCUGCUUUAUUCAAUAAAAAAAAGAGAAAGAUAUAUAAGUAUGACAAAGUAUCGCUGAGUUCAACAAUGUUGUUUCAAGACCCUUAAAAUACGGUACCUGGUAAUGUUUGUUUCAUAAAGAAUUGUGAACUUCUUGAAUCUAGGGAGGGGGGAUGUAGCAAAGGGAUGUACAGGGGGGACGGUGGGAGGGGUGGCAAGAUGGUAUGCACUUUCUCGUGAUUAUGGAGAAGUGAGUAACUUACACUUCAGUGUUUUCCCACUUUGAUCUGGUCGUUAUACAUUAAUGCCAAGUACAGACCUACUGGAACUCGAACACAGUGUGGCGGCCGGUCAGGUAAUGUAGUUCGUAGGAAGGAAGUCAGCCUCGUGGGGUAGUGUUCCCCUUUGUUUGGAACACUGAUUGCAAGGUAUAAUCGCUGCAUUUAGAAUAUGUGUCUCUUUAACAUUAGAUUACCCCUUACAGCCAAUAAACGUUCAUUUCAGAAAAAGCAUGACCUGAGAAAAUAUUUGUAUCUGCACAUUUGUUGUUUUCCUACCUUUCCACUCAGUGGAGCCCACAAGGCGGAUAGCCACGAUCCGAGCUGCUAGUGCGCUGGGCUGUGGAGAGCUCAUUACCGUCACGGCCCCUGCAGGAGUCCUAACAGUCCUUCCAGUUCAUCCAAGUGAUUGUAUGUGUUCCGCUUCACCACGGGGGAAAGGCGGGGGUCUUAGAGGGUCCUUUCCAACUUGGGGCAAAAAGGAGAGUCUCCCUAAUGUAGUCAUGCCAACUCCAUUCUGUGUGGUGGCAAGCGUCCGUGUGUCGGGAGCGAUAAAGGAUCAGUGUGACAGUCCCUAUUCUGGUGGGUUCUAGGGGAAUUCCACUUGCAAUUGCAGUUUUCCUUUGUCGGGAUUGAUUCAGCCAUGGCUCGAUUUCAGAUACUGUGGGAAGGGCUUUCUGUUUUGGUUUUUAAUGUAGUUGCUUUUAAAAAUUCUUUUGAAAUAAUCGGUCCAGCUGACAUCAACUGUAGAAUGUACUGUUUUCUUCUUUACAUGAGGCUACUCCUAUCAAGACAAGAGUCAGUCUUGCGGCCAGACUGUCAGCCUGAGACCUGACUGUCCUGACCGUCUCCCUCUCACCUCCACACGACUGGCUGCGAUUGCCCUGCUUGUAGUCUGUAAGUGUCGGCCUGACAAGUAUC